Neospora caninum is the source of this 621-nucleotide messenger RNA. RefSeq lists its product as hypothetical. The record is from RefSeq and is a predicted model, not a curated record. Bases 1 to 621 code for a protein of 206 amino acids. Lineage: Eukaryota; Apicomplexa; Conoidasida; Eucoccidiorida; Sarcocystidae. The transcript is spliced from 8 exons.
AUGAAGCUUGCAGCAUUCCUUGCUCUCACCGGAAGUGUUGACUUGGCAGAAUGCCAUCGCUUCCGAUCAGAACUGGCAGGGAAAUCUGCCGUGCUCCAAAGUGAAGGAAACGCCUUCAACUUCCUUCACCUGGGAGGCGCUUUCACUGACUGCUCGAAUCCCACUAUUUUGGACGCAAAUUCCAUGGGCGUCACAAGCUUCCAGGGUGCCUCCCAGACAUGUACUAGCAAUUCCAAUUGUUCGUUCUUUAUGUUGAACACGGACGAAGGAAAGCUAUACCUUUGCCCGGAUAGUAGCGGAUUCCUUCACGCCUCUCCAAGCACGUCUUGGAUAAUUGGCGUGAAGCCAUCCGCUCUUGACAGGGCUGGCUACAAAGUCUCACUCAACAAGCAAGCGAUUUGCAAGAACGUCAUCUCGAAGCAAACGGUGACUUCCAUCGAUGAAGCAGAAGUGCUGGCUCGAAGCCUGCAAUCUGACGUGUUUUCACUCAACUUGAACAAGGGCGCCGCUGCCGGGCCUUCUGUCCCUUCGAUGGUGCGCUCCACCGUUUGCCCUACUAAAGAAUGCCUCUUCAAACUAUCUAUUCAGACCGCUUUCUUUUGCCAUGGAGCGUCCGAGUAA